CUAAAAAACAUGUCAAAUUUUCAAGACAUUUUUCUCUCUAUCUCAAUCAUUUCAUUUAUUAUUGGUUUUUGGUUUAAAAGCCACCCCAUUACAGCGUGUGGAAAGAAAACUUGACGAUAAAUUAAAAGCUAACCAAUACCAAAUCCAAAUGACAAAUUCUCAAUUCUGGAAAUGUUUCCUUUUCCAAGGUUAACCCGCUAAGGAAUCUCCAGAAAAAAGUGUGUUUAUAAACAAUUAGAGGCAGAACAAUAGCAAAUAGGAUAAGCGCAACUUCCCUGGUAAGGGCAUUAAGCCCACAGUUUACGCAAUUUAUUGGAGAAAAAAAGAAAUAGGUUAUAUGUAAAAGAUGAAUGUGGCAAAAACCACCGAAAAUGGAUCGAGCUCAAAGAAGUUUGCCAAGCCCCUGCAUCUGCAACGGUUGGAGGCAAGUCUUGACAUGGGACCUUUCAUGGCAUUCGCCCAUAAGAUGCUUUCACAGCCGCUAGCCAGCUCUGACUCGGACACUGAUGACGAAGAACACGAAAACGAUGGUGUGCGUAGAGCUGGUGGCCGCUUCAAAGGCAUCAACGGCUCCAAGGAAGAACGACAAAGUGAUAAAGCUCAUGUAUACAAUCUGUCCAGUGUGACCAGCGAGAGGGAAUGGCUGUGUGACGCUCUGCUCAGUGACACCGAAACUGAUUCAGAUAUCUCCGAUGAGGAUGACCACAUCAAGGAUAUGCUCAGGAGCCAUCUACGUGAGCAGAAGUACCGGGAAUCAUACUAUAAAAAAGAAAAGAACACCCAAUACGGCUACUAUGGCACGGGGCUGCUAUCCGCUUAUGACAUGUUUCCCGAGCACCAGCGAUCCAUCGUUGGAGUCCGAAAACGACGCAAGGAACGGGAGAAGAAGGAAAAACCACCGAAAAUUCCAAAACCGAGAAAACAACGACGCAGCAAACAUGGAGACGCAUCGGGAUCAAACGAUCCUAAGGCUCAAAAAUGGGCAGCAUCUCAGCAUCUGCUGCAAAUUAAAUCGGAAUUCGGUGAGGAUGACAUGGACUCAAAGUCCCGCAGUCCAAUGGGUUCGCUCAGAGUGCCUCACUCCGGCCGUGGGAGGAAGAAGAAGUCGGCAAUGGCAAAAACCCCCGAACUCAUGGCUGCCAGAAGACGCAAAGUCUUCCAAUUGAUGUCGAAAAAAGAACUCGGUAAGAUACAAAGGGCCAAAGCCAACAAUCAUAAGGAAAUGCUGCAGGGUUGUAAACGCGUGGCUACCAUGUGCAUGAAGGUGACCCGUCAGAAGGCGAUGCAAUCGCAGAAGAUUAUGAAGGAGACAGUUUGGCGGGCAAAGCGAUUGACCCGUGAAAUGCAAGGCUACUGGAAGCGGUAUGACAGGGUUGAAAGAGAAACACGCCGACGAAUGGAGAAGGAAGCCGAGGAACAGCGUAAGAUCGAUGUUGAAAUUAUCGAGGCCAAACGACAGCAAAGAAAACUCAACUUUCUCAUAACCCAGACUGAACUUUAUGCGCAUUUCAUGUCAAAAAAGCUCGGAUUUGGCACCGAGGAGGAACAAUUGAGGAUCUUAAAUCAGCUCGACGAGGAGAUAAAUCCCCGCUUAUCGGCCUACGAUGACUACGACUCGGAAUUGAUGAAGCAACUAGCUCAGCGACAUGCAGCCGAGGCCUUCAACACAGAUAGAGCUAAGACGCAACAGUUUGAUGUACAAAUCAAAGAGGAAAGUGAAGAAGAAAACCCAUCAGAGUCGAUGGACUGCAAACCGGACUUACCACAGCCCAAUAUCUUCCGAGGAACUCUAAAAACAUAUCAGCUCAAAGGAAUGACCUGGCUAGCGAACAUUUACGACCAAGGAAUCAGUGGAAUUCUGGCUGAUGAAAUGGGUCUUGGCAAAACGGUUCAAUCCAUAGCUUUUCUGUGUCACAUAGCUGAGAAGUACGGAGUAUGGGGUCCCUUUUUGGUCAUUUCGCCAGCGUCGACGUUGCACAAUUGGCAACAGGAGAUGCAACGGUUCGUACCGGAUUUCAAUGUAGUUCCCUAUUGGGGCUCUCCCAAUGAGCGAAAAAUUCUGCGGCAAUUCUGGGAGCAGAAGGAUCUCCACACGAAGGAUGCCAGUUUUCACGUCGUCAUUACCAGCUACCAGUUGAUCGUAUCAGACUACAAGUAUUUCAAUCGAAUCAAGUGGCAGUACAUGAUUCUGGACGAAGCGCAAGCUAUCAAAAGCUCCUCAUCGAUGCGCUGGAAGCUGUUGCUUGGCUUCAACUGUCGCAACAGAUUGUUGCUAAGUGGGACUCCAAUUCAGAACAGUAUGGCCGAGUUGUGGGCUUUGUUGCAUUUUAUAAUGCCAACCCUGUUUGACUCGCAUGAUGAAUUCAACGAGUGGUUCUCGAAGGACAUUGAAAGUCACGCUGAGAACAAAACCGGAAUUGAUGAGAAGCAGAUCUCAAGACUUCAUAUGAUCCUUAAGCCAUUCAUGUUGCGGAGAAUCAAAAAAGAUGUGGAGAACGAGCUCUCGGAUAAAAUCGAGAUAAUGGUCUAUUGUCCAUUGACCACUAGACAAAAGCUUCUCUAUAUGGCUCUGAAGAAGAAGAUUCGCAUUGAGGACCUUUUGCAUUUUACAAUUGGAGGCAAUGAUGGACAUCACGUCGAUAGAAAUUUCACUUCGAAUCUCAUGAAUCUGGUCAUGCAAUUCAGGAAGGUGUGCAACCAUCCGGAGUUGUUCGAAAGGAGGGAUGCCAAGAGUCCGUUUUCGAUGAAGUGUGAGGAAUAUGUUAUGCCAAGAUUGGUGUUCAAUGAAGCUUUACUUAGUUGUGCGGCUUCGGCGUUGCCAAGCAAAAAGCAUCUUUUGUACAAUAGAUUUAACAUCUUUAAAACUGAACACGUUCAAAGAUCUCUGUUUUAUGAGAAACCACGUAAAAAAUCUCAACAAUACCCGAAGUACGUAGACGUAGGAUUGGACUCUGCAUUCAGUUUUAGUCGAUUUUGUGAUUUCAGUCCAAAGGAUAUUGAAGACAUGACAGUUGCGGGGCUGAUUGGAUUUUUGAAAAAUUAUUUGAAAACUUUGAGAGAGUAUGCAGAUUACGCUUAUCGAUUGGAGUGGUGGGAAAACUAUUCCCCUACAAAAACAAUGCUUUUGGAACCGCUUUUGCAGAAUAUAUUGGACCAACGAUUGAUGGCAAAGUGUAGUGCGCUAAAGGAGUUUAUUUUCACAAGAAUGACAUCAUCUGAAAGCUCUAUAUACACAUUCGGCGAUUAUCAAAUUGCAAACAUGCAAGAAUCAAUUGAACAUCGUGUCAUCCGCAGCAGAAAUCGGAAAAUCACUGAAAUAAGAUCUCCUAUCGAAGGAAAUCUUCUGUUCAAAUCAGAACUUGACACUGAUGACGACUUCGCCAGACCAGUGGUAGUUAAAGAAGAAUCAAAAACAUUUACAUCUCCCCCAAGAGGUCGACCUCCAAAAAAUCCAGAUAAGAGCGUUAAAUCUUCUACCAUUCUUCUACCGGAGUUUCCUCAUAUACCAAAACCACCGAGAAAAUUCUUUUGUGAAGCAAUUGAAAUGCCGCGGUUUUUGUAUGGUUUGGGACAAAAGGUUCAAGCUGUCAAAAGGAGAACUUAUUGUGAAAGUCGAGCAGCAGAAUGGGCUCACAUUCGUCACAUUCAAUGUGAUAAUCAAGAAGGUUAUAACUUACUUCACAACGGAUUGGAAUUGUGUAAGCCUAAAUAUGGUUGGUCAUCGAUUGUGAUACCUGAUAAACAGACUCUCGUCUCCGACGCUGGAAAACUAGCUGUGUUGGAUAGUUUAUUAACACGUUUAAAAGCCCAAGGACACAGAGUUUUGAUUUACUCGCAAAUGACAAAAAUGAUUGAUUUAUUAGAGGAGUACAUGUGGCACCGCAAACAUCGUUAUAUGAGACUGGACGGUUCGAGUAAAAUUUCAGCACGUCGUGAUAUGGUUGCCGAUUUUCAAAAUCGUGCUGACAUAUUUGUAUUUCUUCUAUCGACACGAGCAGGUGGAUUGGGUAUCAAUCUGACGGCAGCUGAUACUGUUAUCUUCUAUGACUCGGAUUGGAACCCUACUGUCGAUCAACAGGCCAUGGAUCGUGCACAUCGCCUGGGACAAACUAAACAGGUAACCGUCUACCGGUUGAUCUGCAAAGGUACCAUCGAAGAAAGGAUUCUACAAAGAGCGCGGGAAAAGAGUGAGAUCCAAAGAAUGGUUAUAAGUGGUGGAAACUUUAAGCCAGAUACACUUAAGCCAAAGGAAGUGGUGUCUUUGCUAUUAGAUGACGAAGAAAUCGAACUCAAGUAUCGUCAAAAAACUGAAGAAGACAAAUCCGAUGAAAUUAUGGGUAAGGAUAACAGCGACAAAAAAAGAAGACUCACUACAAAAAUUCAGCCUGCUGAUGGUUCGACUUCUACACCUGACAGCCAAGCUGCCAAACGCAUCAAACUGGACAUAGACGAUGAUUCAAAUAUUGACGUAGGAGCCAACAGCCCCGUUCACAGCAACGACCUAUCGCACACAGAAUCUUUUGUGCCUGGGGCAACUCCAGUUAUGCGAAAUGAUGAAUCCAGCAAUGAGGCUCUGAUCGUCGAUUGUGAUACACCACUUAGACGAACAUCACCAAGCAUGUUCAAUCACUUCGAAUCAAUUGGACGUUCGCGCAGACGUCACCAUCCACGUGGAACAAAACGAGGACGACCGCGAGGAUCUCGUCGCGGCGGCGGAAAUGGUUCUCUGUGUAGAUCAGGCUCAACCCCAGUAAGAUCGACGCCAUCGAAUGAAUCCAAUUUGGGUGGCACAACAACAGAGCAUCUUACGAACAGCGGUGAGGGUGGAUUUGUGCCGACUAUUACACCCGUGAAGAGAGGUCCUGGCAGGCCACGAUUAAAACCAGGUGGUCCGCCUAAUCCAGGUACACGGGGCACUCCAAGGCCGAGGAAACCAAUUGGACCGUUAGUAGUACCGCUUGGUCAGAGUCCUGCAGCUACACCUGUAAAUCGUAGUCCGGCAAUCAGCCCAGCUCCCAGUCCGGCUUCAGAACGCAGUGCCUAUUUUCAGUCCAACGAGGGUGAAAACUGAAAAUUAGUAAUUUAAAAAACAAAAACUAUUUUAUUUUAUUUCCUUAUUUAAGCAAGAAAAAAGUAUGUAUGUAUAUACAACAUUGUAUUAUGUAAUCUUGAGUAUAAGAACAAAUAAAAUGUAUUUCCUUCAAACAGAAUUUUCGAAUUGAAUU
This is a messenger RNA of Eupeodes corollae, 5225 nucleotides long. It is a transcript of the gene Ino80, whose product is annotated as chromatin-remodeling ATPase INO80. The transcript is spliced from 15 exons. The coding region runs from base 347 to 5071 and encodes 1574 amino acids. Gene Ontology annotation, molecular function: DNA binding; ATP-dependent chromatin remodeler activity; ATP binding. The record is from RefSeq and is a predicted model, not a curated record. Gene Ontology annotation, cellular component: Ino80 complex; nucleus. Gene Ontology annotation, biological process: chromatin remodeling; DNA-templated transcription; DNA repair. NCBI's taxonomy places the organism in Eukaryota, Metazoa, Arthropoda, Insecta, Diptera, Syrphidae.